AUGACGAAAGCCCACAGCGGCAACGAUGAGGUGGAGAUGCGUGUGGUUGUGUUCCUGGCUUUGUCUGUUGCCAGUGUCAUCGAUGUCCAAGCCAGACUGGUUGGCAACCAUGUCAGCAGCAUCUGCAGCACAUGGGGCAGAGAGCACUUCAAGACAUUUGACGGAGAUGUGUACCAGUUCCCUGGUAUGUGUGAGUACAACCUGGCGUCCGACUGCCACGAGUCCUACCAGGAUUUCUCCGUGCACAUGAAGAGGAUAGACAAAGAUGGAAACCCUACAGUCAGCCAUGUGGUGGUCACCAUCAAUGACCUUUUGUUUUACCUCACCAAGGACAUGAUCACUGUGAAUAACCUCCCUGUCAAAGUGCCAUACUACAAUGCAGGUGUACAAGUGGAACAAAAUUCUGUUUACAUCAAGCUCCAAUCUAAAGUCGGCAUCACUGUCAUGUGGAACGGUGACGAUGCAGUCAUGGUGGAACUGGAUACUGAUUAUGCAAAUCGUACCUGUGGACUUUGUGGAGACUUCAAUGGUGUUUCUGUCCAGAAUGAGUUCAUUCAUAAAGGUCGCAAAAUCAGCCCCAUUGAGUUUGGCAACAAACACAAAGUCCAUCGUCCAAAUGAUGAUUGUGAGGACCCCUAUGAGGAGGAAGAUGAAUCACUGGAAGCUGUGCUGGAUUCAUGCAAGGAGUUUCAAACCACCUGUAACCAGAUGCUGCGUUCAGAGCCCUGGAGCUCCUGCACCACUCUGAUCAACCCUGAACCUUACAUCCAGACCUGUGUGCAGGACAUGUGUGGCUGCGCCAAUAGAACAAAUGACUUCUGUGUCUGCAGCACACUGUCUGAGUUCUCUCGGCAGUGUUCCCAUGCAGGAGGGCAGCCUCCCAACUGGAGGACACCUCAGUUCUGUGCUAAGCAGUGCCCAUUCAACAUGGUUUAUAAAGAGAGCGGUUCUCCUUGCAUGGAUACAUGCACACUUCUGGACACCGGUUCACUGUGUGAGGACCACAAAAUGGACGGCUGCUUCUGUCCUCCUGGAACUGUGUUUGAUGAUAUUUCCAUGAGAGGGUGUAUUGCUCAAUCUGAAUGUCAGUGCAAACACAACAAAAUCUAUAACUCCGGUGAGGUCUACCGACAGGACAGAGAGGAAUGUACAUGUGUUGAGGGUAGAUGGGCUUGUGAGAGCCUUCAAACACCUGCUACAUGUGCAGUUGAAGAGGGUUCACAUGUAACUACCUUUGAUGGAAAAACCUUCACCUUCCAUGGAGACUGUUACUACACCCUAGCCAAAGUGGAAAGCAAGGAUCAUGCAAGUCCAAAGUUUACACUCCUGGUUCAGUUGGUGCCGUGUGCAAAUCAAGAGUUUGACACUUGUCUAAAGAGCCUUAAAAUCCUGCUGAACAAUGACAGAAACAAUGUAUUAAUGUUCACUUCCGAUGGCAAAGUGAAGCAAAACAUGCAGACCAUCAGUUUGCCAUACCACUCAGAUGACAUCAACAUAUUCCAUGCUUCAUCCUUUCACAUCUUGCUCCAGACCAGUUUUGGUUUGCAAAUUCAGAUCCAGCAUGUGCCAGUCAUGCAAGUCUAUGUCAGCCUAGAACAAAGCUACAGAGCAAAGACACGUGGCUUAUGUGGGAACUACAACAUGGCCCUAUCUGAUGACAUGAAGACUCCUCAGGGGAUGGUGGAGGGAACAGCAGCAACUUUUAGUAACUCCUGGAAGGCUAACCUAAUGUGCCCAGACAGAGAGGAAAGACUUGAGGACCCCUGUUCCCUUAGUGUGGAAAAUGAGUGGUACGCUAAACACUGGUGCGCCUUGCUGCUGAAUCCAGACAGCACCUUUGCACAAUGCCAUUCAGCGGUAGAUCCUGAUAUGUACUACAAGAGAUGUACGUAUGCCAGCUGUAACUGUGAGAAGAGUCAGGACUGCCUGUGUGCCAUCUUCUCCUCCUACGCUCGGGCUUGUGCAUCAAAGGGAGUGAUCUUGACAGACUGGAGAGAGAAUGUGUGCGAUAAAUACACAAGGAGCUGCCCAGCAUCUCAGAUCUUCUCUUACAAGCAUCAGAGAUGCCAGUUGACUUGCAAAUCACUGGGCAUAAAGCAACCAAGUUGCACUUCUGACUUCUUGCCUGUGGAUGGCUGCUCCUGCUCCAAGGGUCUCUACCUAAAUGAAAACGGCAUCUGUGUCCCCAUGGCAAAAUGUCCCUGCUACCAUAACGAAGUCUACAUUAAGUCAGGAAAGUCCAUCAACAUCAAAGACGAGCACUGUGUGUGUACCAAUGGAAUGCUUCAUUGUCAUUCUUGGAGAGUGCACCCAUCAACAUGCUAUUUUCCGAAAGUGUUUUUCAACUGCUCCGCUGCGAGCACCAGAGAUCUGGGACUGCGCUGUGCUCGAACUUGUUUAAAUCUGGACAGCAAUGAUUGUGAGUCCACAGAGUGUGAAUCUGGCUGUCGGUGUCCAGCUGACCUACUAGAUGAUGGCAAAGGUUCCUGUGUGAAAGAAAAUGAAUGUCCCUGUCAGCACAAUGGGCAUAUUUAUUCCCCUGGAUCACAAAUCCCUGACCAGUGCAACAUCUGUACCUGCAAAAGUGGAAGCUGGGAGUGCAGUAAGAAUAAAUGCUCACAAACUUGCAUUAUUUAUGGUAGUGGUCACUACAAUACAUUUGAUCAGCGAACAUAUGGCUUUCAAGGACAUUGUUCCUAUGUUGCUGUUAAGAACAAAUGUGGCAAUAAAACAGUACAGGACAACUUUGGAGUAAUCACAGAAAAUGUACCGUGUGGAUCUACAGGCACCACAUGCUCCAAAACUGUUAGAAUCCAACUUGGGCAAAAGGAAAUCAAACUAUCAAAGGGUAAUUAUGACGAGGUGGACCUGGGACAUGGUGCUGAGAUUCAGUACAGAAUAAGGAAGGUUGGCUUAUAUGUGGUGGUAGAAUCUGCCAUUGGUCUGACGGUGAUGUGGGAUGGCAAAACAACUGUUCGCAUCAUCCUGGAACCACAGCACAGCGGAGAGGUAUGUGGCCUGUGUGGAGAUUUUAAUGGUGAUGGACAGAACGACUUCACCACUCAGGGUCAGCUGGUAGUGAGCAAUCCGAUAGAAUUUGCAAACAGCUGGAAAGUGUCAAGCGAGUGCCUGGAUGUGGAAACAAAUGCUGACCCUUGUGGAGCAAGACCCAAUCGACUUCACUGGGCACAAAAGAUGUGCAGCAUUAUAAUUGGAAAAACAUUCCAAGAUUGCCACAAUAAGGUAGCCCCCCUUCCAUUUUAUGAGAACUGUGUAAGAGACUCAUGUGCCUGCGACUCUGGAGGAGACUGCGAGUGUUUCUGCUCAGCAGUUGCAGCUUAUGCUCAAGCUUGUAAUGAGGCUUCUGUCUGUGUUGCAUGGAGAACUCCAGAAAUCUGUCCUGUCUUUUGUGAUUACUACAACAGCCCAGAUGAAUGCAAGUGGCACUACAAUCCUUGCCACACACCUUGCUACAAGACCUGUUUGAAUCCAGAAGAAAAAUGUAGCAAACUUUUACCCAACCUGGAAGGUUGUUACCCUGUAUGCCCUGAAGAUAAGCCCAUAUUUGAUGAGGAGACUGGGAUGUGUGUGGAGGAAUGUCCAGGUUGCUUUUACAACAACACUAGAUACGAGGAAGAUGAAGUUAUUUACAAUGUAACUGACAAUUUGGGAAUGUGCUACUAUGCAAUAUGUAAGAAUUCAACAGUGAUACAUGGAAAUGAACCUUGCUCUAGUACAACUGUCCCAACACCAACAACAACUAUUGCCACCACUACACCCGUAACAACACCAACUGAACCUACUACUACAACAACUGAACAGCCAACUACAACAACAAAAUCACCACCAACUAAACCUACUACUGCCACAACAACUCAAGAGCCAACCACAACACCAUGUAUUACAACGUGUGAUUGGUCAGAGUGGUAUGAUGUGCAUAAACCAGGAGAGGACAAAAGUGACUGGGAAACAUAUGAGAACAUCAUAAAUAGUGGUAAACAAAUAUGUGAAAAUCCCACAGAAAUUGAUUGUAGAUCAACAGAUUAUCCUGACAAAAACUUCAAUGAUUUUGUGAGUCAAACUGGCCAGGUUGUUACUUGCGAUGUGGGAUAUGGUUUAAUAUGUAAAAAAGAGGAUCAGAUCACACGUCCAUUUAAGUGUUUCAACUAUAAAAUCAGAGUAUGUUGUGAGGUAGAGAUAUGUCCAACCACAACCCAUUCAACCCCAUUAACUACACCUCCCACAACAACUGAAGAGCCAACCACAACCACAAAAUCUACAACCCCACCAACUGAACCUACUACUACCACAACUGAAAAGCCAACAACAACCACAACUGAAGAGCCAAUAACAACCACAAAAUCUACAACCCCACUAACUGAACCUACAACUACAACAACUGAAGAGCCAACCACAACAUCUACAACACCACCAACUGAACCUACUACUACCACAACUGAAGAGCCAACCACAACCACACAAUCUACACCACCACCAACUGAACCCACUACUACAACAACAACAACAACAACUGAAGAACCAACUACAACCACAAAACCUACAACCCUGCCAACUGAACCUACUACUACAACUGAAGAGCCAACCAAAACCACAAAAUCUACAACCCCACCAACUGAACCUAUUACAACCACAACUGAAGAGCCAACCACACCCACAAAAACUACCCGCCACCGUAGCCACUCCGCACCUCUACUGCUGGCUGAGAAGGGGUCGCCACAGCCACACCGCUGCGUCCACCAGCUGGACCUACUACCACAGGAGGCCGCCACAGCCACAGUCCUGCACCCCCAGCUGACCUGUGCUGCAGCAGCUGGAGGGGCCGCUACAGCCACACCCCAUCUGCAGCCCCCGUACCUGCUACUACAGCUGAGGGCGCCGGCACCAAUCUACAGCUGCACCUCUUGCCUGCACCCGCUGAAGGGUAGCCACACCCGCAUCUACAGCCCACCCCGCUGGACCUGCUACUGA
Molecule: messenger RNA, 4989 nt
Organism: Perca fluviatilis (European perch)
Lineage: Eukaryota; Metazoa; Chordata; Actinopteri; Perciformes; Percidae
Product: mucin-2-like
Cellular component (GO): extracellular matrix
Molecular function (GO): protein binding
Source: RefSeq, a predicted model, not a curated record